AUGCUUACACCCCAAUUUUUCCAUGUUUUGCUCUCUCUUGCCACGUGUCUCGUCCCUCUAACAUACGUGUCCAACAACUGGAGACCUCAUCGCCGUGAUCGACCCUCUGUUUUUGGUGCAUUGCUUUCCGUGGUAAUUUCAGUUGUAGGUGUUUCAUCUUCUUUCCAUCUUCAUCUGAAAUCAUCUCUGAGUUCUGCAUUCUUGAAGUAG
Molecule: messenger RNA, 210 nt
Organism: Lactuca virosa
Lineage: Eukaryota; Viridiplantae; Streptophyta; Magnoliopsida; Asterales; Asteraceae
Source: the annotation of a GenBank genome assembly